Molecule: messenger RNA, 7692 nt
Organism: Haliaeetus leucocephalus (bald eagle)
Lineage: Eukaryota; Metazoa; Chordata; Aves; Accipitriformes; Accipitridae
Gene: PIEZO1
Product: piezo-type mechanosensitive ion channel component 1
Exons: 50
Coding region: 1-7692 (2563 amino acids)
Biological process (GO): cellular response to mechanical stimulus; regulation of membrane potential; detection of mechanical stimulus
Cellular component (GO): endoplasmic reticulum; plasma membrane
Molecular function (GO): monoatomic cation channel activity; mechanosensitive monoatomic ion channel activity
Source: RefSeq, a predicted model, not a curated record
AUGGCGCACCUCGCCUGCCUUUUCCGAUUCAACGUCCUCUCCUUGGUGUACCUGCUUUUCCUGCUGCUCCUGCCCUGGUUCCCGGGGCCCACCCAGCACUCCGCCGGAGGUCACACCAGCCGCCUCCUCAAAGCUCUUCUGGGGACCAGCAUCCUCUUCCUCCUCGCCCACUUCGUUUUCCAAAUAUGCCUAUACACGCUGCCCAUCCUGGACCAGCUGCUGGGGCCCAGCUGCAGCACCUGGGAGGUCCUCGCCCGGCACAUCGGGGUCACCAGGCUGGACUUGAGCGACAUCCCCAAUUCGGUGCGUCUCGUGGCACCCGACGUUGGCAUCCUGCUGGCCUCGUCCCUCUGCCUGUGCCUGUGCCGCCGUCUCGUCCCCAAGGCCGGUGCUGCCGCCCGCGGCCGGAGGCUGGAGUCCGUGGACCCCCUUGAGCGGGUGAGAGCUGACCCCGGCACCAUCGGCAGCAUCCCACCCGCCAUGUCCUGCCGAGCCCCCGCCAGAAUUCCCGGGGCACGGCGGCCGGUCCUCGGUCCCCUCCCUGGGGACGGCAGACUGGGACAUGGGGGCUUGGCGUGGGGGGAAGAGGAGGACGUGGAGCGGCACGGUGGCACGGCCGAUGGGGACACACCGCUGAGCGCCAGGCUGCGGGUGACGGCUCACUGGCUGCUCUGGGCGGCCGGGAAGGGUCUGGCCAUCCUGCUGCUGGCCUUGGCUGGGAUCACCCUGCCCUCCGCCUCCUCCAGCGUCUACUACCUGCUCUUUGUGGGGCUGUGCACGUGGUGGGCUUGCCACCUCCCCACCAGCCGCCUGGCCUUCGACACCCUCUGCUUCCUCGUCGGCAUCUACGCCGGCGGCCACCUCCUCUGCCUCUAUGCCUACCAGACGCCUUUCGUCCAGGGGGUCUUCCCGCCCCCCACCAUCUGGGCACGGCUGUUCGGCUUCAAGGAUGUUGUCCUGUACCGCAACUGCUCCCAGCCCAACGCCCUGGUGCUCAACACCGGCCACCCCUGGCCCGUCUACGCCAACCCCGGCAUCCUGCUCCUGCUCUACUACACCGUGGCCACCCUGGUGAAGCUGCGCCGGCUGGAUGCCAGGAGAACCGCGGUGCCGGCACAGCCGCCGGCAAGGUGCCCGGCAAGGGAGCUGGUGGAGCUGGAGAGCUGGCCCAAGGACACCGACGGCGUGGCUGAGGACACCAAGCCCAUGCUAUCCCCCAGCACCGGGAAACCGGGCAGCGGUGCCGAGAACUGCACUGUCCACGUCAUGGGCAACUCACCACAGCCGGGCAGGAGGCGUCCGGCGGAGCGGCUGCCCCUGCACACCCUGGGCCACGUCGUCAUGAACCAGAGCUAUGUCUGUGCCCUCAUCGCCAUGAUGGUGUGGAGCAUCACCUACCACAGCUGGCUGACCUUCGUGCUGCUGCUCUGGGCAUGCCUCAUCUGGACGGUGCGGAGCCGGCAUCACUUCGCCAUGCUCUGCUCGCCUUUCCUCCUCCUCUACGGCAUCGCGCUCUGCAGCCUGCAGUACGUCUGGGGUAUGGAUCUGGCCCCCGAGCUGCCCACCCGCGUCGGCUUCAUGAGCCUCGAACAGUUGGGGCUGGUGCACCCCAAAUAUCCCUGCUUGGACCUGGGGGCCAAGCUCCUGCUCACCCUCACCUUCUGGCUGCUGCUGCGGCAGUUCGUUAAGGAGAAGCUGCUAACGAGGAGGUGCCCGGCCACCCCGCUCCUGGAGGUGACCGUCUCGGACACGGAGCCCAGCCGGCAGCGGGACGUGCUGAAGGCGCUGGGGGUCCUGGUGCGGGAUUUCUAUGCCAAAUACUGGAUCUGCGUCUGCGCCGGCAUGUUCAUCGUGGUGAGCUUCGCCGGGCGCCUUGUCGUCUACAAGAUCGUCUACAUGUUCCUUUUCCUCCUCUGCCUCACCCUCUUCCAGGUGUACUACAGCCUGUGGCGCAAGGUGCUGAAGGGCUUCUGGUGGCUGGUGGUGGCGUACACCAUGCUGGUGCUCAUCGCCGUCUACACCUUCCAGUUUGAGGAUUUCCCCAUGUACUGGAGGAACCUGACGGGCCUCACCGACGAGCAGCUGGGCGACCUGGGUCUGGAGCAGUUCAGCGUCUCCGAGCUCUUCUCCAGCACCCUUAUCCCGGGCUUCUUCCUCCUGGCCUGCAUCCUCCAGCUCCAUUACUUCCACCGCCCCUUCAUGCACAUCACUGACCUGGAGCACAUCCCUGCUGCCACCACGCCACCCUGCCACAUCCCCAGGCCUGAGGAGCUGCACGGGAGCCGGCUGCUGCGGGAUGCGGCUGCUGCCGAGAAUGCCGGGACGGGUGACUCCGACACCGCGUCACAGGCGCCCACCAAAUGGGGACUGGUGCUGGAGCGCCUGAUCGUGCUAGGCUGGACCUUCUCGGACACGUUGACCCGCGGGCAGGUCUUCGUGGGGCGCCUGCUGGAGCUCCACAUCCUCAAGCUGGUGGCUCUCUACACCGUCUGGGUGGCCCUGCAGGAGGUAUCACUGAUGAACUUCUUGCUGGUGCUGCUGUGGGCCUUCGCCAUGCCCUACUGCCGUUUCCGCCACAUGGCCUCCUGCCUCUCCACUGUCUGGACCUGCAUCAUCAUCGUCUGCAAGAUGCUCUACCAGCUCAAGAUCGUCGACCCCAGCGAGUACUCCAGCAACUGCACCCAGCCCCAGCUCAACGGCACCAACCUGAGCCCGGAGGAGCUGGGUAACUCCACGCUGUACCGCGGCCCCGUGGACCCUGCCAACUGGUUCGGCAUCCGCAAGGGUUACCCCAACCUGGGCUACAUCCAGAACCACCUCCUGGUGCUGCUGCUGCUGGUGUUUGAGGCGGUGGUGUACCGGCGCCAGGAGUAUUACCGCAAGCAGCACCAGCUGGUGGCCCCCGUCACCGAGACCAUCUUCGAGGACAUCUCCCGCGAGCAUCUCGACCACGGCCUCGGCAGCUGUGCCAAAUACUUCCUCAACUACUUCUACUACAAGUUUGGCUUGGAGAUCUGCUUCCUGAUGACGGUGAAUGUGAUCGGGCAACGGAUGAACUUCAUGGUGAUCCUGCACGGUUGCUGGCUGGUCGUCAUCCUGACGCGGCGCCGGCGGGCGGCCAUCGCCCGCCUCUGGCCCAAGUACUGCCUCUUCCUCGUCAUCUUCCUCCUCUACCAGUACUUGCUGUGUGUGGGCAUGCCGCCCGCCCUCUGCGUGGACUAUCCAUGGCGCUGGACCCGAGCCCUCCCCUUCAACUCGGCGCUCAUCAAGUGGCUCUACCUGCCCGACUUCUUCGUGGCCCCCAAAUCCACCAACCUCAUCAACGACUUCGCACUGCUGCUGUGCGCGGCCCAGCAGUGGCGGGUCUUCGAGGCCGAGCGCACCGAGGAAUGGCUGCGGGCGGCCGGCGAGAACACCGACCGGCUCGACCUGGCGCGGGACCCCCACAACCCCACGCCCAACUUCAUCCACUGCCGAUCAUACCUGGACAUGGUGAAGGUGGUGGUCUUCCGCUACCUCUUCUGGUUCGUCCUGGUGGUGGUCUUCAUCACCGGAGCCACCCGCAUCAGCCUCUUCGGCCUUGGCUACCUGCUGGCCUGCUUCUACCUCCUCCUCUUUGGCACCGCCAUGCUGCGCAAGCCAGCCCGGGCUCGUCUCGUGCUCUGGGACUGCCUCAUCCUCUACAACAUCACCGUCAUCAUCUCCAAAAACAUGCUGUCGCUCCUCUCCUGCGUCUUCGUGCAGCAGAUGCAGAGCAACUUCUGCUGGGUGAUCCAGCUCUUCAGCCUGGUCUGCACCGUCAAGGGCUACUACGACCCCAAGGAGAUGGGCAAGGACCAGGACUGCUCGCUGCCCGUGGAGGAGGCGGGCAUCAUCUGGGACAGCAUCUGCUUCUUCUUCCUCCUGCUCCAGCGCCGCGUCUUCCUCAGCUACUACUACUUGCACGUCAUGCUGGACCUCCAGGCCUCCGCCCUGCAGGCUUCCAGGGGCGUCGCGCUGUUCAAGGCCAGCACCCUGAAGAGCAUGCACUCCCACCGGCAAGCCGAGAAGAAGUCACUGGCCCAGCUGAAGCGGCAGAUGGAGCGGAUCCGAGCCAAGCAGGAGAAGUACCACCAGGAGCGGCUGCCCCGCGGCACCGGCGAGGGGCAGGAUGAGGCCAGGCCAGCGCCCGGCAGCCCGGCGGACCCUUCCCGGCAGAGGGAGCGGUGGUGGCGGCCAUGGUUAGACCACGCCGCAGUGCUGCAUUCGGGGGAAUACUUCCUCUUUGAGUCGGACAGCGAGGAGGAGGAGGAGGCAGCGGUGCCGGAGGAGCCGCAGCCGGGCAGGCAGAGCGCCUUCCAGCUCGCCUACCAAGCCUGGGUGACCAACACCAGGACGGCACUGCGGCAGCAGGAGCAGCCGGAGGCAGCCGGUGCCGAGGUCGCUGCAGGGGACAGCGGAGGGAGGGAGGAGGAGUUGGAAGCACCUGAAGAGGCUGAAGGCCAGGAGGAGGAGGAGGAGGAAGGCUCCGCAGAGCGGGGCAACGUGGUGCAGCGAGUGCUGAACACCCUGCGGUUCCUGUGGGUGCUGUGCCGGGCCAUGGUGGACGGGUUGACCCAGUGGCUGGACGCCUGCACUCGGGAGCACGCCGACAUGUCCACCGUCCUGCGCCUCGAGAGAUACGUCCUCACGCGCCGGCUGGCCACGGGAGAGGACAUGCACCGCGGGGUCCUGGAUGAGCUCUACCUGCUGCCGCCAGAGGAGCCCCCAGCUGAGGAGCUGAACCCACGGGGGGCCGGGGUUGCGGACCCCCAAAACGGCGUUGCUUCCAGGCAGGUGCAUAGAUACCCCCCCCCGAGGGGGCAGCCGGCAGCGCCGCGGGCAGGGGUCGGCAAGCAGGGGGCUCACCCCUGUCCCCGUGCCGUCCCCAGCGGGCACCAAGGAGCUGCCCCCAGCCCGGUGGGAUGCCCGCUGCCCACCAGCAGCCAGGAGCAGGUGACAAUUUUGGAGAGCCAGGAGGACGUGGCUGGGUCUCAGGAGCUCCUGGCCUUGCCCCAGAACCGGAGCCGGACGGCCAGCGAGCUCCUCCUGAGCAGGCGGCUGUACUUCCCCGAGCUGGAAGAGUCAGAGCGGUUUUAUCGAUCCCACAACCGGUUCCUGAAGCUGCUGCUGGCUGGGUACCGCUGCGUGGCCGCCCACUCCGAGCUGCUCUGCUACUUCAUCAUCAUCCUCAACAACAUGGUGACUGCCUCCGUCAUCUCCCUCUUCCUGCCCAUCCUCGUCUUCCUCUGGGCCAUGCUCUCCAUCCCCCGGCCCAGCAAGCGCUUCUGGAUGACCGCCAUCAUCUUCACCGAGGUGAUGGUGGUGGUGAAAUACCUCUUCCAGUUUGGGUUCUUCCCCUGGAACGGCUACACCAUGCUGGUGCGCAACGAGGGCAAGCCCUUCUUCCCACCCCGCAUCCUGGGCUUGGAGAAGACUGACCGCUACAUCAAGUAUGACCUCAUCCAGCUCCUGGCCCUCUUCUUCCAUCGCUCCCUGCUGCUGUCCUACGGGCUGUGGGACCACGAGGAGGACUCCUUCCCCAAGAAGAAGGCAGAGGCAGAGCGGGUGGAGGAUGAGGAAGAAGAGGAGAGGCGGGAGGAAGCAGCGUCCCCCGCGGGUGAGGAAGGGACGGAGGUGCCGGCAGAGCCGGGGACACCGGGCGCAGCUGCGGGGCCGGAGCCAGAGGGUGAUGCCGUGGGGCAGGAAAAGGGGGCCGGGGCGACGCAGCUCCGCUUCAGGAGGAAGAGGCGAUGGGGGAAGAAGCAACCGGAGGCGGCUCCGGAGGAAGGGGAUGGGGAGGAGGAGGAGGAGGAAGAGGAAGAGGCAAAACAGAGCCACGCUCAGAAGAAACUGAAGGCGUUUGGGCUGCAGGUCAAGCUCUUCUUCCUCACCAUGGCGCAGAACAUGUACCGGCCGGUGCGUGGGUUCUUCUGGGACAUCCUGCACACCCGGCACCGGGCGGCCACCGACGUCUACGCCUUCAUGUUCCUGGCCGACGUGGUCGACUUCAUCAUCAUCAUCUUCGGCUUCUGGGCUUUCGGGAAACACUCAGCGGCCGCCGACAUCACCUCCUCGCUGUCGGAUGACCAAGUGCCAGAGGCCUUCUUGGUCAUGCUGCUCAUCCAGUUCACCACCAUGGUCAUCGACCGCGCGCUCUACCUCCGCAAGACCGUGCUGGGCAAGCUCAUCUUCCAGGUCAUCUUGGUCUUCAGCAUCCACCUCUGGAUGUUCUUCAUCCUGCCGGCUGUCACCGAAAGGUUGUUCAGCCUCAACACGGUGGCCCAGCUGUGGUACUUCGUGAAGUGCAUCUACUUCUCGCUGUCCGCCUACCAGAUCCGCUGCGGCUACCCUACCCGCAUCCUGGGCAACUUCCUCACCAAGAAAUACAACCACCUCAACCUCUUCCUCUUCCAGGGGUUUCGCCUCGUGCCCUUCCUGGUGGAGCUGCGGGCUGUCAUGGACUGGGUCUGGACGGACACCACGCUGUCCCUCUCCAACUGGAUGUGCGUGGAGGACAUCUACGCCAACAUCUUCAUCAUCAAGUGUAGCCGCGAGACGGAGAAGAAAUACCCCCAGCCCAAGGGGCAGAAGAAGAAGAAGAUCGUGAAGUAUGGCAUGGGGGGCCUCAUCAUCCUCUUCCUCGUGGCCAUCAUCUGGUUCCCACUGCUCUUUAUGUCGCUGGUGCGCUCCGUGGUGGGUGUUGUGAACCACCCCAUUGACGUCACCGUCACCCUCAAGCUGGGGGGGUAUGAGCCACUGUUCACCAUGAGCGCCCAGCAGCAAUCCAUCCAGCCCUUCACCCCCCAGGACUACGAAGCCCUCACCAACCAAUUUGAGAGGCAGCCGGUGGCCAUGCAGUUCAUCACGCUGUACGGCUACGAGGACAUCGUGAGGGCUCGCAUCGAGGGCAGCUCGGGCUCACUCUGGAGCAUCAGCCCCCCCAGCCGGGAACAGAUGCGACGAGAGCUGCAGAACGGCUCCUCCGACAUCACCCUCCGCCUCACCUGGACCUUCCAGAGGGACCUGGGCAAAGGGGGGACGGUGGAGCACACCUUCGACAAGCACACCACCGACCUGCAGCCCGGCGCGCCCCAGCGCAUGGAGCUGGCCCAGCUGCUGCAGGGCACCCGUGAUGCCCCCGUGCAAGUGCCCAAACUGUUCCCCAAAUACAUCCGGGCGCCCAACGGUCCCGAAGCCAACCCCGUCAAGCAGCUGCUGCCAGACGGGGAGGACAGCUACCUGGACGUGGAGGUGCAGCUGAAACGGGAGCGUGCGGGUGCCGGCCGAGGGGGUGACAGCUUCUUGGAGUGGUGGGUGAUACGGCUGAAGGAGGCCACCCCCAGCGACGGCAACAUCCUCCCCAUGAUCAUCUUCAACGAUAAAGUCAGCCCCCCCAGCCUGGGCUUCUUGGCUGGCUAUGGGAUCAUGGGGCUGUACGUCUCCAUCGUGCUGGUGAUUGGGAAGUUCGUGCGGGGUUUCUUCAGCGAGAUCUCGCACUCCAUCAUGUUCGAGGAGCUGCCCUGCGUGGACCGCAUCCUGAAGCUGUGCCAGGACAUCUUCCUGGUGCGGGAAACGGGCGAGCUGGAGCUGGAGGAAGAGCUCUACGCCAAGCUCAUCUUCCUCUACCGCUCCCCUGAGACCAUGAUCAAGUGGACGCGGGAGAAGGAGUAA